AUGACCAUAGCAGAGCAAACAUCAAACGAAACAAGCAGGUGCUUGUUGAGCUACUUGUCUUACAUGUGCUUGGAGACAACGAAAGCUUCAGAGACGAGGAUCAAAAGGUUACUUGCUGCGCCAAAACAACAGAAAAUCAUUUCAAUCCCAUGUAGUGGGAACCAAGGUUGCAACACACAAUAAUCCGCUUAUUAAGUGGAUUGGUUAAAUUCGGAUUUUAUGCAGCAGCGAGGUCUUGUACAAGGAUGUCGAAUUCACGUCUUAGUGCUGUUCUAAAUCCAUCGUAAAUUAGUAAUACCAAG
Ilex paraguariensis (yerba mate) is the source of this 302-nucleotide messenger RNA. NCBI's taxonomy places the organism in Eukaryota, Viridiplantae, Streptophyta, Magnoliopsida, Aquifoliales, Aquifoliaceae. The record is from the annotation of a GenBank genome assembly.